CCGGUUGCCAAGGAAUGUAUAUCUUCUCGUAAACGCUGUUUUCUCCUAAAAUAUGAUUUUGGUCAUUGAAACUUUGACUCAAAUUUGGGAUUGUGAAAGUUGUAACAAUGUAAAUCAAGUGCUUGGAGUUGUAUUUUGGGAUUAAACAGGAUAAGUUGAUGUGAUAGUUUCAUAAGCGACCCUAUGACAAUAGAUCAAUAGUUAUUCAAUAUAUUUUAUUAAGUUAUAGGUCUAGUAUAGAGGUUAUAUUCGAUCUCCCGAGAACUAUGGAAGUAAAAAUGGGGGAUACAUUAUUUCAUAAAUCAAACCAGAGCCAUUACCCAUAUUGGGUCAAUGUGCCACCUACUGUACCAAAAUAUCCAGUACCAAAUGAAAUGUUCCGAAGAGAAUCCCCAGAGAAAUUUACAUAUAAAACCGGACCCGAUUCUUGGCAGAAUUGGACUGAUAAAUGGAGUGAUUAUAGUAAAAUAGGAUAUCAUAAACGUCGAUUGGAAGAGUUACCAAAACGUCUUGAUGCCAGGGAGCCGUGCUCUAGGCGAAUGAUGUAUAAUAUUGGUACUUCUGCUACACCAACGUGGUCACGGGAGGGCAAAGACUGGCCAGUAGAUGAUAAUAAAUAUAUGCGUAACGGUCGUCCAGCCACAGAAGUGAAAAGAGCAAAUGCUAUUUAUCGUCUGAGUGAUCGGGAUGAAAAACUAUACCCCUUUUCAAACUAUAUGACAUCCACCUACAGGCGGCCCGUUUAUUCCGUAUUUGGACCUUUACAGAAAAGGGAAGUGUAUGGCAUAACACAUCAACAUAACCGACAUGGUUUCAUGCCAUUUGAAGAUUAUUACUGAAGUUAUCGGGAUAGCUUUUGUUGAUAGUUGUUUUGUUUUCAAAAGUAUGUAAAAAAAAAGUCGAUAUAACAUUAAUAAAACCCUUAAGUG
Molecule: messenger RNA, 929 nt
Organism: Lottia gigantea (owl limpet)
Lineage: Eukaryota; Metazoa; Mollusca; Gastropoda; Lottiidae
Exons: 3
Coding region: 267-839 (190 amino acids)
Source: RefSeq, a predicted model, not a curated record